Messenger RNA from Porites lobata, 742 nucleotides. Lineage: Eukaryota; Metazoa; Cnidaria; Anthozoa; Scleractinia; Poritidae. The record is from the annotation of a GenBank genome assembly.
GAUGUGAAAAGCAGAUUUCUGAACACAGUCGACUGGCUGCGCCGCAAUGUGCAUUGGUUUGGCUUUAGGUGUAUUCAUAUAGUCAAGUAAGUGGACUGUCAUCGUGUUUCUCGUUUAAUGCGGAUAACGUACAAAUCGUAGAUACGGUGAGCCACAACAUAUGGCAUUUUCGUGCUGUCAAGAAGCGUCAAAUCCCUUUCACAAAAAAGUGCGAAUAAAUUGCAGAUACAAGCAAACGCUUUUACUCACCACGUCCCGGUUGGAUCAAACAUUGGAUAGCGCUGUCCACCGAAGUAGUCACUAUCUGGUGGAUAUGUAUUAGGGAAACCAGUUGCGUUAUCCACUGGAUAGAGAUUUAGCCGACGGAUAGUGUUAUCCACCUUCUGAACAACUAAGGCCAGGUCAAAAUAUAAACGUUACGACUAUUAAUUGAGAAAAUUGAGUCUUUUGUGUUACGCUGUGUAACGCCUGUUUUUCGAUGUUUUGUUUUGGUUUCUCUUUCAGAGUAAUUUUAGUGGAUUUUACGAUCCGUGUCCUGACGAGCAAAGAUGCUGAGAAUUUGUUCAGAGAAGCGGUUCACGAAGUGACAGUCGGUGAUAAUGAACCUGUUUAUAGAAUACCAAAACAAUGUAAGAUAUCCUGCUCUAUCCAGCUAUUCGCCAUUUUCUCAUAGUUCACAAUGCACGUGUCCCCCUUCCUCUUCGCCGUCCUGUGACCAGAUGUUACACGCGACAAAUCAUAC